Colletotrichum paranaense is the source of this 924-nucleotide messenger RNA. RefSeq lists its product as uncharacterized. NCBI's taxonomy places the organism in Eukaryota, Fungi, Ascomycota, Sordariomycetes, Glomerellales, Glomerellaceae. The record is from RefSeq and is a predicted model, not a curated record. The coding region runs from base 1 to 924 and encodes 307 amino acids. The transcript has 2 exons.
AUGGUACGAAGGACGGAUACGUACAAAGGUGACAUGCGCAGGAAGCGAGAGGUCGACUUAGGUUCCUUCCUUACCAGAUCAACCACAUGGCAUUCAACUGCAUCUCAUGUAAUAAUCCGCGCCUCUUUAUCAUUCUGCUACGUUCUUCUACACCCCCAAACGUCGCUUUGCUAUUUUGGUUUGCUACCUUCGGCUACCUCGCCUGCCAUUGGAGGAUCUCGAAAGCCACCACCAUCACAACCACAUUGUACUGGUAAUGGUGGUGGUGUAGAGUUGCUUCUCCUCGCCAGUCAACGGGCCUCUCAUCCCAAGUUCGACGCCAAUUCGCUUGUCUGUGGUGCCUGUUGGCCGCUGGAGCAACUGUCUGAUACUUCGCGGGUCAUGACUCGGCACUUUGAUCGAUGCUGCAAAGCUGGGUACAGCUGUCAGGAGAGAGGCAGCGCAAGGCCAUGCAUCUACAAUGCCCGAGAUCCGUUCCAGGGUACGAUGGAGGCCAGGAGACACGUCUACCCCGAGCCGCGACGCCAAGAUGCCCCUCUGCGCCCUCACCGAUUCGACUUCCAGGUUUUCCGCCUGGUCGGUUCCAACUCAUCGACGCCAUUGACCACGAGGAGAGCGCCUGGAUUCCGUGGCGGACCUCGUCUCCCGCUUCUUGGCUUCCACCGUUCAUCACUUCACCGUCAUGUACGUCGCUCUCCUCCCCACCCAUCCCACUUUACCGGCCUAACCCCCCCCCCCCCAACUGCUAACCCUUUUGAUAUCGGAAUUGUUCUUUUGUCUCAGCUCUCGAUCACCCCUACACAGCAAUACCCAGCAUUUGCAGACCUCCCCCCCGUCGUUCUCUCUGUCACUCUGCAACCCCUGGCGCGGCACCAUGUGCGAGGAACACUCUCGCGGCGAAUCAUAUCGGCUGAAUCGGCUUGA